This is a messenger RNA of Syngnathus acus (greater pipefish), 2869 nucleotides long. Its product is annotated as monocarboxylate transporter 2-like. Gene Ontology annotation, biological process: monocarboxylic acid transport; transmembrane transport. Bases 259 to 1701 code for a protein of 480 amino acids. Lineage: Eukaryota; Metazoa; Chordata; Actinopteri; Syngnathiformes; Syngnathidae. The transcript has 5 exons. The record is from RefSeq and is a predicted model, not a curated record. Gene Ontology annotation, cellular component: membrane. Gene Ontology annotation, molecular function: monocarboxylic acid transmembrane transporter activity.
UAAAGUAUGCAAAAACUACCGGUCUAUUAUCAAAUAACCUACGACCCUCAUGAGGAUAAGCGGUUUGGAAUGUUUUCAAAUGCAGAGAGUAAAUGUACUCGGGAAAUACUCAAGUACAAGUACUAAAGUACAGGCGGAGCACGUGGUAGCUGGACGCCUGCCCACUACUCGCCGGGUGACGCGUGAACGACAAAAGCCGCAUUAAGAAAGUUUGAACGACUCACUUUAGUUGUCGCGAAUUCUGUCAACAAAAGGAACAUGUCCUCGACACCAACCAAUAAGCAGGCCUUGAAACCACCAGAUGGUGGCUGGGGUUGGAUGGUCGUGAUUGGGGCUCAUAUUUCCAUUGGCUUUGCCUACUCUACACCCAAAGCCCUCUCCAUUUUCUUCAAGGAUAUCCGAUCAGACUUGCAAGCCAGCGAGAGUGACAUAGCGUGGAUCUCAUCUAUCAUGUUAGCAGCCAUGUAUGCUGGAGGACCGGUGAGCAGCGCGUUGGUCAAUCGCUUUGGAAGCCGACCGAUAGUUAUUGUAGGGGGGCUGAUGUGCGGGGCCUCCAUGGUCGCGGCUUCUUUCGGGAACUCCAUCGUUUACCUCUACUUGUGCGUUGGAGUCAUUGCAGGCUGUGGACUGGCCUUAAACCUGAAUGCAUCUAUCACCAUCAUCAGCAAGUAUUUUCUGGCCAAGCGUCCUUUGGCCAAUGGUCUCGCAAUGGCAGGGAGUCCUGUUUUUUUGUGCUUCCUAGCCCCUUUUAAUCAAUUUCUACUGGACAAGUUUGGCUGGAGAGGAAGUCUUCUUAUCCUCGGGGCUCUGAUGCUCAACUGUUGUGUGGCCGGGGCCUUGAUGAGACCCCUCGCUUCCUGUACCUCGUUUCCCGCUCCCCAUAAAGAAGCGGAGGAGCAGUCUAAUAACGCCAACACCAAGCCACUGAAGCAAAGUUGCAGCAGAGGUGCCAAGAACAUCUUUGACUGGUCCUUUUUCAAAGAUCGAGGUUUUCUUAUUUACCUCAUCGGGAACAUCAUGUUCAUUUUCGGUGCCUACGCACCCAUCAUGUUCCUGACAGAUUACGCCAUCAGUCGUGGCGUUGACCAAUACUCGGCAGCGUAUCUGCUCUCCAUUAUGGGCUUUGUGGACAUGUUUGUUCGCCCCGGCACAGGCUUGAUUGCCAACAGCAAGUGGAUCCGACCACGAAUCCAGUACUUCUUCAGCUUUGCCGUGGUGUUCAAUGGCACCUGCCAUUUACUCUGUCCACUGAUCACCAACUACACCUUUUUGGUGGUGUACGCCGUAUUUUUUGGCGUGGCUUUCGGCAUGGUGUUCGCCCUCAUCUUUGAGUGCCUGAUGGAUCUGAUGGGAAAUCAACGCUUCCCUCGUGCCGUUGGACUGGUCACCAUCAUUGAGUGUGUCCCCAUGCUGCUGGGACCGCCCACUGCAGGUUUACUGGUGGAUAAAUUUGAAGACUACAAGUACCUCUUCUUCUUGUGCGGCGCAGUGAUUGUUACCGGCGGGAUCUUCCUUUUCGUCAUGAAUAUUUACAACUAUCGUAUGCUGGAAAAAGAGAGGCGUCGACAGCCAAACGCAAAUCACACAGUAGGCCAAGACCAGGCCGAGAUGGCGAGCGCGCUCACUCACACUUUUUGUCCAAAGGAGUCUGACGUGCUUGAGUGUAAAGAAGACGUAGCGAGCAUCCAAGUUAAAAGUUGACACUUUUAACAAGGGUUUGUCGAUUGUAAUUGGCUAGAAUAUGGUUCAAAUGAUGUUUACAUUACCCUAUUUUUUAAUGUUCAAUGAAAUCCAAUGUAGCAGUAUAAAAAACAAAACUGUGGGACGAUGAAUUCUAUUCAGAAGACAUUCCAUUUAAAUGGAAUACUUCAUUCUUGCAGAGAUAGGCUCAGAUAUUUUUUUUUAGUUUUAUCUUUCCCAAGACCAAAGUGGCACUUACGUUGAAUAACUCAAAACAGCUCCAAGGUUUUAUUAUCUUGUUACCUUUCACCUACAGUACGUGCCCCUCCUUUCUACUGUUCAAAAGUACAACGUUACACUGAUCCCCCAAGCCUUACAUUUGAAGUUGACAUAUUUUCGAAACAAAUGAGCCAGCGUACUUUUCCUUCCAUCACUAGGCCAUAUAUGUUCCUCUGUGCCAUUUCCUGACAACAUUGCACUGAUGAGUCCUACUGCUUGACUUUUGAGACUGUGUUUGUCAACCAAACAUGAAUGUUUUAAGUGUUCGAUACUCUUACUGUGUAAAACGGUUCCUUUGUUUUCUGUCAGUGACCAGACUGUGAAUUACUUCUUCGGUGCGUCUAAAUCAAUAGUGCUUAACCUGGGUUCGAUCGAACCCUAGGGGUUCGGUGAGUAGGUCUCAGGGGUUCGACAGAGCCUCCACUGAGGAGGUCCGAACAAACCUGAUUUAUCGUGUAAGUAUGCAAUUUGUUGUGAGUUUAUGCAUUGUGUUGAUUUUGUUCUUUGAACAAGGUGAUGUUCAUCAACGGCUCAUUUUGUGCACCAGUAAAAAACAUCUAUGUCUUGAAUUUAAAAAAUAUAUAUUUUUCACAAACGAGGGGUUCGGUGAAUGCGCAUAUGAAACCUCUAACAAGGUGAAGAACCACUGGUCUAAAUGAAUUUGACUCUACUGAAUACAAAACGUGUCUGUCUGCAAUCACUUCAAUUAACAAGCCUAUUAAAGCCAAACAUAACCAUGACAACUUGUACCGCACGGAUGGAGCGAGAUAUAAGAUGAGAGAGCGCGUCUAGAUGUUGAUGACCCACCCACCUUUCUCCCGACCUUUGCAUCUGUAAGAAUCAAAUCUGCCUUGUUUACAAUCGGCGGCUGAGCCGAUGAAUCGGGAGCGGUCUUACACGAGUGGCCGGU